Messenger RNA from Equus quagga, 9696 nucleotides. Its product is annotated as cat eye syndrome critical region protein 2. Gene Ontology annotation, biological process: chromatin remodeling. The coding region runs from base 277 to 4677 and encodes 1466 amino acids. The record is from RefSeq and is a predicted model, not a curated record. The transcript has 19 exons. Lineage: Eukaryota; Metazoa; Chordata; Mammalia; Perissodactyla; Equidae. Gene Ontology annotation, molecular function: protein binding. Gene Ontology annotation, cellular component: CERF complex.
CGGGGGCCGCCGCAGCCGCGGCCGCGGGAUGGGGCGCGCGCGCGGACCCCGUCGGCAGCCGCAGCCGCCUCAGUGACUCGGCCGGUCGCCGCCCCCCGCGCGGCGCCCGCCCUCAGCUCAUGCGCUCGCCGAGCGGCGGCAGCAGCGGGAGAGGCCGCCCCCGCCCGAGGAGCUGAGCGCCGAGCGCCGAGCCCGCGCCGGCGGGAGUCCGAGCGGGCGGGCAGCGUGGGGCGGCCGGGCGCUCCGAGCCGGGGCCGCCGCCGGCGCCCCUGGGAGAUGUGCCCAGAGGAGGGCGGCGCGGCCGGGCUGGGCGAGCUGCGCUCCUGGUGGGAAGUCCCGGCCAUCGCGCACUUCUGCUCGCUCUUCCGCACCGCGUUCCGCCUGCCCGACUUCGAGAUCGAGGAGUUAGAAGCAGCUCUUCACAGAGAUGACGUAGAGUUUAUCAGUGACCUGAUCGCCUGCCUGCUUCAGGGCUGCUAUCAACGGAGGGAUAUCACGCCCCAGACGUUCCACAGCUACCUGGAGGACAUCAUCAACUACCGCUGGGAGCUCGAAGAAGGGAAACCCAACCCUCUGAGAGAAGCCAGUUUCCAGGAGCUGCCUCUUCGUACUCGUGUGGAAAUCCUGCACCGACUCUGUGAUUAUCGGCUGGAUGCAGAUGACGUCUUUGAUCUUCUCAAGGGUCUGGAUGCAGACAGUCUCCGUGUGGAACCAUUGGGUGAAGACAAUUCCGGGGCGCUCUAUUGGUAUUUCUAUGGAACGCGAAUGUACAAGGAGGACCCUAUACAAGGAAAAUCCAAUGGAGAGCUCUAUUUGAGCAGGGAAAGCGAAGGACAAAAGAAUGUCUCAAGUGUUCCUGGGAAAACAGGAAAAAGAAGAGGAAGACCCCCAAAAAGGAAGAAACUCCAGGAAGAGACUACAGUGAGUGAAAAGCCAGAAGAAAACUCCUUGGUAUCUGAGAUACAGACAAGAAAUGGAUCCCAAGGGCCGGGUCAAGGCACUUGGUGGCUCCUUUGCCAAACAGAAGAAGAAUGGAGACAGGUCACAGAGAGUUUUCGGGAGCGGACCUCCCUUCGAGAACGGCAGCUCUAUAAGCUCCUCAGCGAGGAUUUCCUGCCUGAAAUCUGUAACAUGAUUGCCCAGAAGGAAAAGCGUCUACAGCGCACAAAGGCAGAGUUGCAACCUAGGUGGAUGUCUGACCACCUGUUCAUCAAAUCCAUCAAGCGAGAGGAGACCCCUGUGCUCACCAGAAUAGAAAAACAGAAGCGCAGAGAGGAGGAAGAAGAACGGCAGAUUCUUCUAGCAGUGCAGAAGAAGGAGCAGGAGCAGAUGCUAAAGGAGGAGAGGAAACGAGAGUUGGAGGAAAAAGUCAAGGCAGUGGAAGAUCGAGCUAAGAGGAGAAAGCUCAGGGAAGAAAGGGCAUGGUUGCUGGCACAAGGAAAGGAGCUCCCCCCAGAACUUUCUCAUCUGGAUCCUAGCUCCCCCAUGAGGGAAGAAAAGAAGACUAAAGACCUCUUUGAGUUGGAUGAUGAUUUCACUGCCAUGUAUAAAGUUCUAGAUGUGGUAAAGGCUCACAAGGAUUCCUGGCCCUUUUUGGAGCCUGUGGAUGAAUCAUAUGCCCCAAACUACUACCAGAUUAUUAAGGUCCCCAUGGAUAUCUCAAGCAUGGAAAAGAAACUGAAUGGAGGUGUAUACUGUACCAAGGAGGAAUUUGUAAAUGACAUGAAAACUAUGUUCAGGAAUUGUCGGAAAUACAAUGGAGAAAGUAGUGAGUAUACCAAGAUGUCUGAUAAUCUGGAGAGGUGUUUCCAUCGGGCUAUGAUGAAGCAUUUUCCCGGUGAAGAUGGAGACACAGAUGAAGAGUUUUGGAUCAGAGAGGAUGAAAAGCGGGAGAAGAGACGGAAUCGGGCGGGGCGAAGUGGCGGAAGCCAUGUUUGGACCCGCUCCAGGGACCCCGAGGGGCCCAGCCGGAAACAGCAGCCCAUUGAGAAUGGAGGGCAGCCGUUGCCACCCGCGCGCCGAGCCUCCCCUUCUGCAGAUGAUCCGAACAGCAGUUCCUCCCAACUCCCUCGGGGCGGGGGCGCCUCACAUGGCCGAGGCUUUUCUCGUCCCCUCUGUUACAGUGGGAUGCCCAGCCAGACACCCCUUUUAAACCAGAUGAGGCCAGCAGUACCAGGAGCAUUUGGCCCUCUUCGAGGAUCAGACCCUGCCACCUUAUAUGUCUCCCCUAGAGUCCCAGAGCCGCACCCUCGAGAGCCUGGACAGCAGCAGCCAGCUUUUGCCAUGCAGCCUCCUGUUGGAAUUAACAACCAUAGAGGACCCAGGCUAGGCACAGCCGAAGAGAAUCAGGUGUGUGGAGGACUGACGCAGAUUGCUAACAUGGGAUCACACCCUGGAUCCUUGCAGCUUGGGCAGAUGAGUGGCCCCAGUCAGGAUGGAAAUAUGUAUCCCCCAACUCAAUUCCAGCCAGGAUUUAUUACUCCCAGGCACGGUGGGGCUCCAGCCCGACCCCUAGACUUUCCUGAAAGCUCAGAAAUUCCUCCUGGCCACAUGUACCGAUCAUACAAGUACCUGAAUCGAGUGCAGUCUGCUGUCUGGAAUGGGAACCACGGUGCUACAAACCCAGGACCCUUGGGGCCAGAUGAGAAGCCCCCCAUGGGGCCGGGACCCUCUCACCAGCCUCGUACUCUUGGUCACAUGAUGGAUUCCCCAGUGAUGAGACCACCUCUCCCUCCAAACCAGUGGACUGAACAGUCAAACUUUCUACCUCAUGGAGUCCCUUCUUCAGGGUAUAUGCGACCACCCUGUAAAUCUGGUGGACAUCGGUUACAGCCACCUCCAGCCCUAGCGCCCAGUCCUCUCUUUGGAGCUCCCUCCCAGGCACUGCGGGGUGUGCAGCGAGGGGCCUCCAUGAUGGAUAGCCCGGAGAUGAUCGCCAUGCAGCAGCUGUCUUCCCGUGUCUGCCCGCCAGGUGUGCCUUACCACCCCCGACAGCCCGCUCCCCACCACGCGCCUAGCCCCUUCCCACCAGCUGCUCACUCAGCAUCAGUAAGUGUGUCUGCCCCCAAGCCUGCCUUGGGGAACCCUGGGAGGAUGCCGGAUGACAGUGAGACACAAGAGCCUGAGAAUGACCGAGCAGAUCCCUUGCCUGGGCUUGAGGAGAAACCACCAAGUGUCGGUGCAUCAGAGGGGGUGUACCUCAAACAACUACCUCACCCCACGCCUCCUCUGCAGACCGACUGUGCCAGGCAGAGCUCUCCACAAGAAAGGGAAACAGAAGGCCCGAGGCUCAAAAGCGACUCCUUGGAAUCUGGAGACAACUGUAAAGCAACAAAGGGCAAGAGUCCCUGGACCACAGAGAGCAGCUAUGCCAGCACACCAGCCCAAGGGUGUAUGAGAGACCUCGCCGGGCUGGCGGAGAGAGGGGCUCUACCCGAAAACGGAGUGAUCGUUGAAGCAUCCCCGUGUGGGUCAGAGGGGAAGGGCUUCAGUGGUAGUGGUUCAGAAAAGCCACUGUGCCCCAGAGGCAAAACACUGCAGGACACCAUGCCAUGUACAGGACAGACGCCAGCUACGCUUCCUAACACAGACCCUAAUUUGAUGGGAGGCACCAUAAGCCAGUUUUCUCCCUUGUACAUGCCUGGCCUGGAAUACCCAAGUUCAGCUACACAUUACCACAUCACUCCAGGCCUGCAGGCUUUGGGCCCUGUGAUGGGAGGUAAACCCUCAGUCUCACACCCUCAGCAGUUUCCCCCCAGGGGCUUUCAGUCUAACAACCCGCAUUCGGGGAUCUUUCCCCGGUAUCGCCCCCACCAAGGGAUGAGGUAUUCCUACCAGCCACCACCUCAGGCUUCCUACCAUCACUAUCAGCGAACUCCUUAUUAUACAUGUCCACAGGGUUUUUCUGACUGGCAGAGACAUCUCCAUCCCCCGGGAAGCCCAAGUGGGCCCCUACCUAGUCAUCCUCUGCCACCAAGACCCCUCUUCUCAGAUAAGAGCGCCAUGGCUGAUCUCCAAGGCUGUGAGACACUGGGUGCUGCCUUAACCUCCCCACCCCGAAUGGAGGCGGUGGCUGCCACGGUGGUCACCACUGAGGGGCAGAAUCCUGGUCCAGAGGGAGAGAAGCUGGAUGAGUCUAUGGAGAGGCCAGAAAGUCCCAAAGAAUUUUUAGACCUGGACAACCAUAAUGCAGCUACCAAGCGACAGAGUUCAUUGUCAGCCAACGAAUAUCUUUAUGGAAGUCCUCCUCCCCCUCUGAGUUCGGGGAUGGGGUUUGGCUCAUCUGCUUUCCCACCCCACGGCGUGAUGCUACCGUCGGGGCCUCCUUACACCCCUCAGCGGCCGGCCAGCCACUUCCAGCCCAGGGCUUACUCUUCCCCUGUGGCUGCUCACCCUCCUCGCCACCCAGCGGCCGCCCAGCCCAAUGGCCUCUCUCAGGAGGGCCCCAUCUAUCGCUGCCAAGAGGAGGGCCUGGGCCACUUUCAAGCAGUAAUGAUGGAACACGUUGCCGCUGGAAGUGGAAUGAGGGGACCUUUCCAGGACAUGUACAGACCGUCAGGAAUACAAAUGCAUCCGGUCCAGGCACAGGCCUCGUUUCCAAAGACCCCAGCACCGGCAGCAUCGCAGGAAGAGCUGCCACCACAUAAGCCCCCAACACUUCCCCUUGAUCAAAGCUAGUCCAAGGAGGAAAUGACCCCCAAGGAAAUGGAAAGCUGCACAUGAAGACUGGAACAAGGAGAAUCUGGGGGAACCAUCUCCCCCAUCACUGUUCCUCUCACCCCGCUGCGCCCUUCACCAUGCAUCACUUCAUGCCAUCUCAUCGCUGGACCAUUCCUGAGCCCUGGAAGCACAUCCUUCGAUAACCGACACACUGCUGCUGAGGUCCUGGGUUGGGGAUCUCUCAGAUGGCUGAUAGUCAAGAACAAAUGAACUGGAACCAGUGAUGGCUUUUCUGAGUCCUGAGACUCUUGUUCAGGGAAAAUCAUCUUAAACUUGGCAGGGGGGCAUACUUAAUGGAGUGGUGCUUGUAAACCUUCAUGAGCAGCUAAACUCAGGUAUAUGUUUGGGGAAGGGACUACUUGUAGUAUUAAUGUGUUUGGAGCUGGGUCCAGUUUACAGAAUUUUCAUGUUGCCUUUUAAAAUAAUUUUUGUUGUUGGUGGUGAAUGUAUUGUACAUAGAGUGGGAAGGGUGGGUGGGGAUGUGGAAGAAAUGGAAAUCCUCACUGGUGGGCACACCGCACUGGAGUGAUCCUUAUCUGUUUACAAUCAUGUCACGCUGAAUACUUUGGGGAGCUGGAGACGAGGGAAGGAAAGGUUUGCUCGUGUGACAUGGCACUGGGUUUCCUCAGUGGCCAGCCAUCCUUUUAGUGCUCAAGGCCUUCUUUCUAGUCAGCCCAAGAGAGUACUGUUACACUGCCCCCAACAGCUCAGCUGCUCAGUUUGGAGGCAGAGAGCUCUCACGGCCUUCCAGAAGCUUCAGCCCAGAAGACAGGCUGCCCUCUCCUCUGGUGGCCCAAAUUCUGGAUAAGAGAGCAGUGCCCUUCCUGAAUGCCACCAGCCCUACCAGAUAGUAGUAAACAGUAUCAGGAAUUGGGAUCACUAGAGUGUUUUGCUUAUUAGAGGAUAAAAGGAAUCGCCCUCUUCACAGGCCUCCAGACUGUGGUCUGGAAGGCGCCAGGCAAAGCUUCUGGCACAAGCCACGUUGUGCGUGAGUGACUACUCAGGUCUGUGUAUGUUAGUAUCAACAAAGAAAUUGCACAGUUUUGAAUAGGAAAAAUGUAUUCUAUAGAUUUACAGUUUGGAUUUAGGAAUAUUUCAAUAUAUAUAGUUUUUAUUCAGUUUAAGUGAAUCAUAGUAAAAUAAGUCAUGGUGAUUUAAAAUAGCUAUCAGGAGCAAGUUCUUGGAAAUCAUUUGUCGUAUCUGUGAUAGCAAACAAUUUUACAGUAUUAAAUUACUUUAUUACAGUUUUAGAAGUGAAUUACACUGGAUUCUCCCUGUUUAGCAUUCUGUAUUUGAUUUUAGCUGAGAUGCCACCAAAGUUAGGACUCAUGUUUUAAACUUUUGAAUAUCCCACAAAGAAAAAAAGAAAAACUAAGGAAAAUGCCCUGAAAUUACAGGUUUUGUAAAGAAUAGCAUAUUUUUAAGCAUGCCUUUGGGAUAGUAGAAAACCUUCCGUAUAAUAUUAAUCUGCCCUAGUUUCUUAUAAAUUCACCUGUGUGAGGGUCAGUAGAACCCCUCCCUCCAAUUCCAGCAUCCUUGAUGAAACAUGGAGCUGGCAUGUUUAAAGUUUGCUAAACAUAGGCUAUCAGUAGGAAAAGAAACAAAAGGGAGACGUCUGUGUGAUACAGCUGGAACCCAAGUCACCAACUCCAGUAUAAUGGAAGUUUGUACAAAGAAGCGAGUGUUUACUGACCUGGCUGACGGCUCAGGCAGGAUGGAGAGUUGGAUCGGGAACACAGAUGCCUUUAAGAUCACAAUGCACAAAAAUACCACUGUUUCUCUAAUCGACUUUAAUUUUAAAUUUGGUGUGCUUUUUUUAAGUGGAAUGAGUUUUGAGACUGUGUUCUCAUUUGAUCCUGAUUCUUGUUAGAAACUAUCACAUCGUCAUCUGGUGUUUGCAGGAAGAAUAGAUGAGGAGGUUCGUGGACAGGCUCAGUCAGCCCUUGAACUAGGGAAAGGUGGCGUGGAGGAAGCGUUCCUACUUCCAUGUCCGUGUGUGCAAAAGCAGGGAGGAGGAAAGACCAGCUGGUCUUUACAGCUAGUUUGGGCGUGGUUAGACCUGGUCUAGGCCUAGAGCAUUCUGCCACCGACGGCCUUUCUCUUUUCACAGUAAAGCUGCUUUGAGAGGCCUCUGGUUCCUCCCUGACUGGGAGCACAGGAACCAUGGGGCCUUUUCCUCUGGUGCUGGAACUACAGGGGAUUGCUUUGUGCCGAAUCACCCUGGGGCACAGGUAGGAUGGGCUGAAAGCAGUAGGUGAGCUGAUUUGUACCUGUCCUUCCGCCCUGGUGGUGUUGGAGCAGCUGUGUCCACACUGUUCUAGGUAACCCUUUCUCCUCUCUCCCAGCCCAUUCCCCCAAUUACCUGUUGCUAGAGAGAAGCUGUGAACAAUAUAGGACAAAAACAGUAAAUUCUUUUAUUGUUAAUCUCCCUUCUUGGUAUGUAGGGAGAUGAGAAGAAUACUGAGGGAGAACAGUAGGAGAUUGAACUGCUGUGAGCACAACACUGUGAACAAGGGCAGCAGCAGACCCGCAGUCCUGCUGACCCCACGUGGGACGGGUGUGCACACAGGUGCCAGUGCUUUGUCCUUUGCCUGCUGUGUCUUGAACCUUGAGUGGUCUUCAAAGUGCCGAUCUGCUGAGAGCAGGCGGGAGCUGCAGGGUCACAGGAGCACUGGAUGGAGAGCUGCCUGGACCAGUGUCCUGCUCUUCUGCCAGGCGGGCCUGUCUUUUCACCUCUUCUUUCUCCUCCAGCACUUCUUCCCAAGUGUCUUCAGCAGGCGCAAGCGCAUUUGCCACCUUCUACACUCGGGAUUCAUGGAUAAGUGACAUGCUGUAACUGGAUAGGAGUGCGUAAGGACAUCCUGAAAAGCCUCCGGCCUCAGUCGAGGAGGCCUUUGACACUGCGGCUCCCUGCCACCUGUUGAUGUGCCGGCUCUUGGUGGUCCCCACAAGGGACAGCCGAGCUCCAUGGGUCAUGAGAAAUGCUCUCACACCUGUUUGAUUGAACAUCUAGGGCUGACCUUGAUUUAGAGUUGCUAAUAAGUUCGAAACUCUUUCCCCAAGACCCAAGAGAAAUAAAAGACCCACAAAGAAAAGUAGAGCCUUUGGGAAGGUUUCCACUUUGGGUUUUUUUUUUUUUCCCAUCAGAGUCUAUUCAUUUAGUUUUUGGCUAAAAUUUAUUAUAGUAAAUGUAUAUGGAGAAUAAAUAAGGACAAAAUACGCAGAUUCUUACUCAUAACUUUUUCCAUCUCACUUUUUAAAAGUAAAAUUAAACCCGUUCCAUCUCACCUUAGUCGGAUUUGCUUAGUUCUUCUGGUGCACACAAGCACACAGCUUAUUAUAAACAGUUCUUUGUUAUUUUAUUAUUGAGUGAGCCCAAGUGGGCGAACUGUGUAAUGCUCAUCUUCCUUUUUAUGUUUAUUGAAAACCUUAAGACCAGUAGUUUGUGCCCCUUGAAGUUCAGUCAAACCUCAGCAAAAAGUGUCGGUUCCUCCUGGCCUCGGGCCGAGACCUUGAAAGUGCUUCUUGUGACUAGCCCUUUGGCGUCCUUAUCCCAUGGCCUUUAUCUGCUGUAUUAUUAUUACUGUUUAUGUUAAUUCCUGCUGGAGUGAAAGAGUACACUAAAUGCUGUCCAAAACACAAAUCUUCGUGUGGCCCUCAUCACAGAUGUUGGAAAAAACCUCUAAUCUGUACUACUUUGUUGAACUUUCUUCUUCUUCUUUUUUUUUAAUGGAAGUUCAAAUCUAUAAAUAACAUACUGCUGUUAAGACCUAAUUUGAAGUUUACAGGAAGUCUUAACCCAGCAGUCCCAAGGCAAGGACAAUUAACAUAGUGUCUGGACCCUAACCGGCUUUCAGAGAAACUGUCUUCAAGGAAAUGAAGGGCUUAGAGUUUUCUAGCAUCAUUGCCUGCUUUGUGCCUGUCUGUCAGUUCACCGCCUGCCAGAUACUGCAUGGCCCCAUCCUGGGAGUCAGCUCCGUGUGAGAGUGUGUGUGUGUGUGUGUGUGCGUGUGUGUGUGUAUGAGAGAGUCGAGGACUGCUCAGCCCUGGGGGUCUCUGGGAUGCAGCGUGCCUACAGCUAGCUCUCUGUUCAGCACUUCAGUGCGGACGUUGGGAUUUGGGUUGAGCAUACAGAGGCUUUUAUUCCUGGGUUCCCAUCCCUGUCCAGGAGCUGAGAAUGUGACUGAGAUGUGCUGUGUGAAAAGAAACCAGGCCCUCUUUGGCUCUUUGGGUGGUUGAACUCUGUACCAUGUCACCUUAGGACACUGAGCCUUGCCCUGCUUUCCUUUUGGGGAAGCAACUUGGGUGAACACUUCUGCAUCCUUUCUCUCAUAUGGAGUCGUGACACAAAGCUUUGUCUCCAGGCUGGGUGUGUAUUCCUCUCUGUGCUUUGUAGGGCUUUGCUGAAUAGACAUUUCGGGGGACUGUCUCCCUGGCUGUUCUCUCUCUCUGCACAGGGGACUCACUGAACUUCGAUGUCGAAAUGCCCGAUAACCAACUGGUUGUCUUGCAUGUGUUUGAAAAGGGUGGGGUGGGGUUGGGAACAGGGGUGUGGGUAUUGAGUAAGUUACUGAAAUGCUGAACCUGUUCGAUAUCCUCUAUGACCCCUUCUUUUCCCUUGCCGGGCUCGGGUACCUCACUCUCCUGCCUUGCACACAGCUUCUGGAGCCCAGGCCAGUCUCCCCAGCCUGCCGUGCACAGCGUCAGGGAUUCUUUGCUCCUGCUGCAAAAGCCGUGUGAACUUUCCUGGCCAGUAAUGGAAAGGGGAAUGCUAUUUAUUUUUAUAUUGUGUAUAUUUUGUCGUGGUCUGCUGAUUCCCUGUUUCACUGAGAGCGACACUUACCUCAAUAGUUAGUUCAAUAUUGUGUGUUGGAUAAUUUUUUAAGAGAACUUUUUAAGAAGCUUUUGAUCUUCAGAGGUCUGUAGAUUUAUUUCCAUAUGAACUGGUUAUUUUGUAUAAAGUACAUUCUUAAAAUA